This is a messenger RNA of Dendrobium catenatum, 3237 nucleotides long. RefSeq lists its product as uncharacterized. Lineage: Eukaryota; Viridiplantae; Streptophyta; Magnoliopsida; Asparagales; Orchidaceae. The record is from RefSeq and is a predicted model, not a curated record. The transcript is spliced from 4 exons. Bases 1 to 3237 code for a protein of 1078 amino acids.
AUGAAGGAAGAGUCUUUGUUUCCGAACUCAGUGGAUGUCUUCAGUCCAGAAAAAGGAGAUGCACUAGGAAUUCUGGAGGAGAAGAUAGAUUCUGUGAAAAAACCUCAGAAUUCUGUAGAACAACAAAAAAUGCUACACUCUGAUCUGAUGAAAGUCAGAAAUGUUGAAUCUGCUGAGAAGGGUGAUUAUGGAGAUGAUGUGGCAAAUCCAGUUCGUGAUAAUGGUGAAGAGCAAACAAAUGCAUGGAGGAGAAAAGAAAACAUCAAAGUGUCAGAAUUGCAAUUGGGUAACUUCUUAGCUGAAGAUGGUGUGACUGUUAAAUAUAAUGAACAAAAUAAGAAAGACAAUGCAAACAAGCUUAGUAACUCUAUAGUUAUCAAAGUAUUUGGAGGAGAACCACCUGUAUGGGUAAUCAGUUCAGAGCUCAGGAGACAAGGGUCUCAAUUUGGGAAAUUUCACCUCACUAUGCUAGGUAUGGGGUGGGUGCUCUGCUCUUUUCCCGAAUCAGACCAAAUGGAAGCUGUUAUGGCUAAUGGGCUGUGGUUUCUCAAUGGAUAUAUAAUUGGGAUGGAUGAAUGGCCCCAAACUUUCUCUCCAACUUCGCUUAAAGGUUUGACAGCUCUGAUUUGGAUCAGAUUAUCAAAUCUUCCUCUUCAUUGCUGGGACAAUAUAAACAUUUGUAGAAUUGCUUCAAUGAUUGGAAAACCAUAUUUACUUGAUGGAAACAUGUUCCAAUGGGGACGGAGAGAAUUCAGAAAGGUAUGUGUCCAGAUCAAAUUGGAUGCUAAGCUUCCACUAGGUGUUUGGGUGGAAGUGAAAGAAGUACGAAUUCAAGAUGGAAAUGGCAGAAGCAAUGAAGAUUCAGAAUAUGGGCCUUUGAUAGUUGUUAACCGUGGAAGGAAGAGGGUUAAUAACAAAGCCCAAAAAUUUACUCAAAAUCCCUUGAAUAAAGUUCUGUGGAAAAGAAAAGAAUCUAGGAAUGCUAAAGACUCAUCAGAAAACACAGAGGCUGUUAAUGUUAAGGAAACUGUAACUGUAGCUAGUCAAAUUCUUGAUUACUCUGUCUUGAUACCUAAAGCAAAUGGUGAAAUUUUAGCUCGGGAAAACUGCAAUGCUUCUUCCACAAAGAAUGGCCCAAAUACAAGGGAGAACAUCUCCAUUCCUAUAGCAGAAAACAAAUUCAGUGCUCUAUGUGAUCAAGUUGAAGAUGGAGAAAUUGUCCAGGAGAAAGCAGAUGAAUUACCAUCCUUAGUAGGACCACCUAAAGUAAAAACAUCUAAAAAUUCUAUCAGUAAUACAAUACCAUUGGAAUAUGGCAAAGAAGAUGGAUCAAACAUGGCUAAGAAGAAGAAAUCAAAACAAUUGAAGGACCUUGGACCAAUUAGCACCAAUCCAAGGGGUAGGAGGAUGGAGAUAGAAAUGAAUGAGACUAAGUUAUCUACUUUUGAUAUGAAAGAGGUCAAGAUGCUUAUUAGAGAAGGUUGGGAUUAUGUGAUGGUGCCUUCAAAUGGGUUAUCUGGUGGGAUAAUUGCUCUUUGCAACACGAACCUAACUGAAUUCUCUUUGCUAGAAUUCUCAUCCCAAUGUAUCAUUGGGGAUCUCUCAGUUUGCAACAAAAAUAAAUGGAGGGUGGCUUUGGUAUAUGGGAACAAAGAUUUGUAUAAAAGGAGAGAUCUUUGGAACAUUUUGGAUUUGCAUUCUUCUAAUGAACUCCCCAUGGUGAUCGGUGGAGAUUUAAAUUGUCUCACUUCAAGGGAAGACAAAAAAGGGCCAAAGGAAAUGGAGGCUUUCUUUGCUAAUAAUGAUUACCACGAUGUAAGAUUUAUUGGGCCUCGGUUUACUUGGUGUAAUAACAAUGAUGGAGGAGCUCGGAACCUGGAAAGAUUCGAUAGUUGUUUCCUUAACUCUAUGGCUUUAAAUUCUUCUAAUCAUUUGGUUGUUAGGCACCGAGCUAGAAUAGCUUCCUAUCACUGUCCAGUUAUCAUUAAUUUCCUUGAGUUGAAAUCAUCAAAUUCAAUGUUCAUUAAAUUUGAGGAUGUGUGGACAUCCUAUUCUGCUGCACUAGCUGUGGUAAAAAAUGAAUGGAACAAAUCAUUCUUGGGUAGUCAAUCCCAGAUUUUCAACUCUAAGUUCAAAAGAGUAUUAAAGGCUCUCUUUUUCUGGAGCAAAACCAAGCUGAAAAAUUUGAUCCUUCUUAAAGAUAAUUUAAUGGAAGAAAUUCUGAAUCUGCAAACAAAAGAAUCAAACACUGGAUGGCUAACUGAAGAAAAAUGUUGGAUUCUAAAAGCCAAGGGUUUUGAGCUCAACUCAAACAUGGCUAGAUUGAACACUUGGUGGAAACAAAGAGCAAAAGUCAAAUGGAUGGAGGAUGGAGACAAUAAUUCAAAAUUUUUCCAUGCAUUUUCUAGUGCAAGAAGGAGCUUGAAUAAAAUUGUUAAAAUAAAGGAUAAUGAUGGGGUGGUACUAAAAGAACCAAAUCAAAUAGAAGGAGUUCUCAUUCAGUUUUUCAGAAAUAAAUGGAGACAGAGAAUAUGCAACAUGGAAGGGUGGCCAUUGCCGAGAAGUGUAUUGAAUGAGGAUGAUAAAUCAUGGCUAGCAAGGGAAUUCUCAUUGAUAGAGAUUGAGGUUGUCCUAAAACAAUUGGGAGGUAAUUUGCACCAGGUUGUGUUGGUGGCAGCUAAACUGAUCUUGAACGGGUUAAUUUCAGUAAUUCCAAAGCUAGUCUCAGAGGAGCAGGUGUCUUUCAUCAAGGGUAGAUCUAUCUCGGACCAGCUGCUUGCUCAAGAGGUAUUCCACAAAUUCAAGUAUUCUAAAUCUUCCAAAGGCCUUGUGUCUUAUAAAAUUGAUAUGGAGCAAGCUUAUGACUCAAUGAGUUGGGUCACUCUUGAAGGUGUCUUAAAAUAUUUUGAAUUCCCUCCUAUGUUUUCAAAGCUGAUUUUGGAAUGUGUGGUUGAACCAAGGUUUUCUUUGAUUAUUAAUGGCAAUCUUUCCGAUUGGAUUGAAGCUAAGAGUGUCUUCCAGCAAGGUUGCCCACUUUCUCAUCUUCUUUUAAUACUUUGUCCUCAACUCCUCACCAAUGCUCUUGCAUUAUCUUCUAUUGGUAUUAGCCUUUGUCCAAAUGGGCGAUGGAUUUUUCACCUAUUGUAUACUGAUGACGUGAUGAUUUUCUCUGAAGCUAAUAAGAAGGUGGCAAUGGAGAUUAAAUGCAUUCUUGAUAAAUUCAGUGUUUGGACUUGA